UAAUACACGACUUAACAGCGGCAAGAAUGACGCGAUGUCGUGGUAUAAAAGCAUAGUAUAUGGCAAGUUGAGAAACCAGUUAAGGUCGAACUCUUGAGACUAUCGCUGUGAAGAAAGCGUCGUGAAACCAUUCCACAGCCUCUUCUGUGUAAAAAUACAUUGCAAAAUGUCCAAGUUUAUACUUCUCGUUUGCAUCCUUUUGCUGACUACGAACAUCGUUUCAGCUGCUUCUAAAUGUGGCAGACAUGGUGAUUCUUGCGUGGCCAGCUCCGACUGUUGCCCUGGCACAUGGUGUCACACGUAUGCGAACAGGUGUCAAGUGAGGAUCACGGAGGAGGAGUUGAUGAAGCAGCGUGAAAAGAUCCUUGGUAGAAAGGGGAAAGAUUAUUAAGUGAUUAAGAUAUUUUAACGAUGAUUCUAUACGAAUCAAAUUUUCCGGAAUGGAAUCAAUGCUCGAAACAAAAUUAAUUUCUUAAGCAAUAUACAAAAUACAGAUAGACGACUGAGUGAUUAAUGUAAAUAUACGAGACGAGAUAAAAAGGAAAAUAAAUGGGAUGAAAAGUGCAUGCGAGUGCAAUCGAAUUAA
Apis dorsata (giant honeybee) is the source of this 586-nucleotide messenger RNA. Its product is annotated as omega-conotoxin-like protein 1. The transcript has 3 exons. The coding region runs from base 167 to 391 and encodes 74 amino acids. Lineage: Eukaryota; Metazoa; Arthropoda; Insecta; Hymenoptera; Apidae. The record is from RefSeq and is a predicted model, not a curated record.